This is a messenger RNA of Suillus plorans, 366 nucleotides long. RefSeq lists its product as uncharacterized. NCBI's taxonomy places the organism in Eukaryota, Fungi, Basidiomycota, Agaricomycetes, Boletales, Suillaceae. The record is from RefSeq and is a predicted model, not a curated record. The coding region runs from base 96 to 281 and encodes 61 amino acids. The transcript is spliced from 8 exons.
UGUUUGUCACCUGCAAGUCUUUCAAUGUUUCCUGCUAAUAUCGUUGUGCGUACGCUUACCUAGUCAUUCACUUUGGAGAUUUUUCAUUUUUUGAGAUGGUCCUUCCGGUGUCCUCAACUGGAUUUCUUCUCUCGGCCCUUGUUUCUGUUUCUGUGCAAGGAAUAUUUGUCGUCAAAGCACAAAGACUCAGCGAAACGAGAUCAAGGGUGCUCCCCUCGCUCUGGAUCCCUUUGGCUCUUUUUGAACUUGGGGCUGCAAUUUAUUGUGUCGCUGAGAGGUGAGGGUUUCGCUCGAACAUCAGAUCUACUGUCAGGAACGCGUCAUAGUUUUCAAAGUGGGAAGAAUGUUUUCUUUACCGCGUCGCUG